AUGUUUCUCUUGCAGGUAAACGAUGCAGUUGGUCGUGAAUGGCCAUGGAUAUACUUUGUAACAUUAGUCAUUCUCGGCUCCUUUUUCGUUCUAAACUUAGUUUUGGGUGUUCUCUCUGGAGAAUUUUCAAAAGAAAGGGAAAAAGCGAAUGCUAGAGGAUUAUUCCAAAAAUUUAGAGAAAAACAACAAUUGGAGGAAGAUUUGAAAGGUUAUUUGGAUUGGAUAACUCAAGCAGAGGAUAUUGAACAAUUAAAUGAUGAUGAUGAACACGGGGGUGAUGAACAUUUGGUUGGGGGUGUUGGUGGUGGAAUUGGGGGUGAUUUGGAUGGGGAUGGGGUUUUGGAUGGUGAAGAGCAGGGAGUUGAAGAACAACAACGGUCUUCUGCCUUAAUAGUUCAAUGGCGUUUCCUUCAAAGGCUAAAUAGAAGGUGUCGGCGAGGAUGUAGGAGAAUGGUUAAAUCACAAAUGUUUUAUUGGCUAGUAAUUGUCUUAGUAUUUUUAAAUACUCUUGUUUUAACAUCCGAACAUUAUGGACAAGAACCCUGGUUAGAUCAUUUUCAAACUGGUGCAAAUUUAUUUUUUGUUAUUUUGUUUACAAUGGAAAUGUUGUUAAAAAUGUAUUCUCUUGGAUUGUUACAAGUGAGGGGGUUUUAA
Messenger RNA from Meloidogyne enterolobii, 654 nucleotides. The record is from the annotation of a GenBank genome assembly. Lineage: Eukaryota; Metazoa; Nematoda; Chromadorea; Rhabditida; Meloidogynidae.